Molecule: messenger RNA, 1125 nt
Organism: Glycine soja
Lineage: Eukaryota; Viridiplantae; Streptophyta; Magnoliopsida; Fabales; Fabaceae
Product: protein MIZU-KUSSEI 1-like
Exons: 1
Coding region: 117-839 (240 amino acids)
Biological process (GO): hydrotropism
Source: RefSeq, a predicted model, not a curated record
AAAAGAAAAAAGAAAAAGGACAAUAAUUAUCAUCUUAGCUAGACACAUGUACUUUAUUUAAACUCGUCCUGAACCAUAGACAACAAGUGCUAAGUGCAAGUGCAAGCAAAAAAAAUAUGGCAUACAUCGCCACCACGGUUGGUGCAAGCAGUGUCACCACAGUGGAUUGCCAGAAACAAGUGAGAUCAUGGAGGCUCCUACGUUCCCUGGUGGAACUUCUAAUCCCCACUUGCAACUGCACCUUCGUAGAAGAAGAAGAAAACCAAUCACCACAAAAGUGUCUCCAAAAUCAUCCACAACAACAACAACUCAUGAUGACAACUUCAACCACAAUCACUGGCACCAUCUUUGGAUACCGCAAAGGAAAGGUGAGUUUCUGCAUCCAAGCUAAUGCUAACUCAAGCAACCCUAUUCUGCUGCUGGAGUUGGCACUUCCCACAAGCGUUUUGGCUAAGGAAAUGAGAGGUGGCACACUCAGAAUUGUGCUGGAGAGUAGCACCACCACAGGAACAUGCAGCAACAAUGUUAACAAUAACAACAACAACCUUUUUUCCACGCCUUUGUGGAGCAUGUACUGCAAUGGAAGGAAAGUAGGGUACGCUGUUAAGCGUAGGCCUUCAAAUGGUGACUUUGAAGCCUUGAGUUUGAUGCGUUCAGUUGCUGUGGGGACUGGUGUUAUAAACAGUAGUUGUUGCAGUAAGGAGGAUGAGAUUAUGUACCUUAGAGCCAACUUUCAAAGGGUUCGUGGCUCCUCCAAUUGUGAGUCUUUCCAUUUGAUAGACCCAGAAGGAAGCAUUGGCCAAGAGCUUAGUAUUUUCUUUUUCAGGUCUUCUAGGUGACCUUUGUUAAUUUUUUUAUUAACUAUUAUGUAUAUAUUUUUAAGAGUUUGUUUCAUUCAACACUUCAACUUAAUUACCCUUUUUUGAGCCGUGACUAUGGCAUGGCUUUAUCCUAUGCUCUGUGAGUAAGUGUAAAUUUAAAUGUACUCUUUCCUUCCUUUUUCAUGGCUGAAUGUGACAAUUUGGGAGAGGGAGCGUGUCAAGCCUAUAUAGUCUGUCUUGCCCCCAAACCCCCCCGUCUUGGUUGUUACAGUUAAGAAUUUUCUGUUUAACAGUUUGGUCUGAA